Molecule: messenger RNA, 2540 nt
Organism: Dalotia coriaria
Lineage: Eukaryota; Metazoa; Arthropoda; Insecta; Coleoptera; Staphylinidae
Product: polyamine-transporting ATPase 13A3-like
Biological process (GO): polyamine transmembrane transport; intracellular calcium ion homeostasis
Cellular component (GO): membrane
Molecular function (GO): P-type transmembrane transporter activity; polyamine transmembrane transporter activity; ATPase-coupled monoatomic cation transmembrane transporter activity
Source: RefSeq, a predicted model, not a curated record
AUGACAACAAGGUGUAAUAAAUGGAGUAACCGAUUGUUAAUCAUUACAUUGCUUUAAUUAAUUAUGUCCGCAGUGAAUCGCAAUUCAGAGUAUGAACCAAUUGGAGAUCAACAUGAGCAAACAAUCAAAAAUCAUUCUCAAGAUGAUUCUGAACUCAUUCCGGGUUAUACGCAGACAACAUGCCAGACUGUGUUCUUUCACAUUUUUGGAUUUCUUUUUCUGGGCAUUCCAUAUGCGCUGAUUACAUGGUUUCCCAAUCUUGGAACAUACAGAUACAGACAGUGUUCAUUAAGCACUGCCAAUCUAGUUUUAGUCAGUGAUCACUUUGGCAAUGAUGUUGUUCUUGAAAUUAAGACUGAAAACAUUGAUCUUCCCAACAUGGCGUGCACAUUACUGCGCCAUUUCACCCACCAGCAUACUCAAUACAUCUGGAUUCCAUAUAAAUCAGCUUUUGGGACUUUGGAUGAGUUCCUUCCAGAGCUUACACUUGAACAAAUACUCAAUGAGUCACAUGGAUUGGAUGAGGAUGCUGAAUUAAUUCAAAUGUUUGGAAAGAAUAAAAUUGAGGUUAAAGUGAAAUCCUAUUGGCGACUAUUUGUCGAAGAGGUUUUCAAUCCGUUCUACCUCUUUCAAGCAUUUUCGGUUAUCUUGUGGUAUUUUGACGAGUACAGAAUUUAUGGAGCUUGUGUUGUAGUCUUGACUACAUUUUCAAUCGUUACUGCUCUUUAUGAGACCAGAAAACAAAGCGAAGCCCUACACGCUUUAGUAGAAGACUCUACCCAUACUGGACCAGUGUUAAUGCUUCCUCUCUCCAAAGGUGAAACCGAGCGGACUUCUGAAGAGAUGAAAUACCAGGAACCAUUGACCAUUGACCCAUAUGACCUUGUUCCUGGUCAUAUAAUCGUCAUACCUCGAACUGGUUGCAUAAUGCCAUGCGAUGCUGUGUUGUUAACGGGUAAUGUAAUUGUAAAUGAAAGUAUGUUGACCGGGGAAAGCGUCCCCGUGAUGAAGACACCUCCUCACGAAACUGAUGAGGUGUACUCAGCCACCAAACACAAGCAACACACGCUACAUUCUGCUAAUAUACGUACGGUAAUGAUAACCGGUGAUAAUGUAAUGACAGCCAUUUGUGUAGCGAGAGAGUGUGGUAUGAUUGGUAUCAAUGACGAUGUUCUUCUUUUACAAUUGCGUGAAGUCGAAGGACAACGCACUCCGGAAAUCUACGCUGAGUUUGUAGGCAAUACAAACAGUUCCGAAGCACAUAGUUCAAUCAUUAAUCUAACUGAUGAACACUAUAAAUUUGCAAUGGUAGGAGAUACCUGGGCGAAGUUACGACAAUACUAUCGUAAAGAUUUGCCAAGGAUACUGUUGAGAGCAACGGUUUUUGCUAGGUUUCAACCUGAUCAAAAAACGCAAUUGGUUAAAGCACUACAAGGCUUGGAUUACAUCGUAUCAAUGGUUGGUGAUGGUGCUAAUGAUUGUGGUGCACUCAAAGCUGCUCAUGUUGGCGUAUCUCUUUCGCAAGCGGAAGCCAGUGUUGCAGCACCAUUCACUUCCGGUAUAGAAAACAUCUCCUGUUUAUACCACCUGAUUCUGGAAGGACGAUGCGCUCUAGUGACAAGUUUCGCUGUGUUUAAGUACAUGGCACUUUACAGCUUGAUACAAUUCUUCACAAUCAUCAUUCUCUACAAACUCAAUUCUAUACUGGGCGAUCAACAGUUUUUGUUUAUUGAUUUGAUUAUCACCACAAGUUUAGCUGUGACCAUUGGUAGACAAGGACCGUCGAAUGUGUUGGUACCCAAACGUCCAAUGGGUAGUUUAAUGUCUGGCACGAAUCUGGUACCCAUGGUGUUGCAGAUCUCCACAUGCGCCUUUGUUCAAUACGCUGCUUUGUAUUAUCUGUCUACACGCGACUGGUACAAAGCAAAUCCAAUUGAAAGAGAUGAGAUUGUUCUGUGUUGGGAGAACACGGUGUUGUUUACUGUAAGUUCAUUCCAGUAUGUUAUCCUGGCUGUGGUUUACUCCAAAGGAGAACCGUAUCGAGAGAACGUCAUUAGUAAUUUUUGGUUGCUGGUGUGUUCGUUGGCAUUGACAUGUUUCACGACUUAUUUGUGUAUUUGCCCAUCGCUGGACGUUGCGGAUUUCUUCGAAGUGAUCUACCUGCCUCCGUUGCAUGAAAGGCAACAGCAUUUGUUUAGGGAUACCUUGUUAUUCUUUCCGAUUGCACAUUAUGUUAUUGCUGUUGCAAUAGAGAAUUUAAUAGGUGAAAGCGAAUGGUUGAAGAAAAUUGUGCAUUUUAUGACGUGUAAACGUCAUCCAAAGAAUCGUUAUAAAGCACUGGCUGCCGAAUCUGCUAAUUUUUUCUGCGAGAUUGUCGAAAACAAUCGCGAUCAAACUGUUUGCUGACAUAUAUUUUUUUAUUCAACAUCUUAUCUGUCUACAACUAUUAAUCACUUACAUCUGACCAUUUAUCCAUAUACAUAUAUACUAGAGUACGCUUAGUAUUAAUUAGAAAAUAAAUUACAAGUUCACCGACGAAA